GGGCACAUUAACAUAUCGAGUUCAAUCUCAUUUUCAUUUUCAUUCUGAUCUUCGUUUUCAAAAUUUCCGUUCCACAAACCUUACGAGUGCACUUCAAAGUUCAAAUCACUGCAAUAUUUAACCAGGAUCGCCUAAUUCGCCCCGGCAGGAUAGGACUUGAGUCAGCAAAUGUACCAAUGGAAUAAGCCUACAAGCUAUAAGCUUUUAAGUCCGACCUGAUGCGCCAUAGCCCACCUUGCCGCCGUGGACGGUGGCACUGGUAUGCGUCAUGGGCAAGCUUGGUCAGGGGCUUUUAUAGCAGCAUAACCGUGAUAGCCAUCCUAUGAUCUCCAUCUGUCUACUCGUCUAUACGGAGUGGGUAUAUCCGUUCGAUCUGUACGGGCGAUGCUGCCAGUGGGUCGGAUUGCUGAAGGUAUAAAAGGUGGACGUGAAAUGACACAGCCCACAAUCAAGUUCUCAGUCUCUUCAAGCUCCUUCAGGCACUCAUAAUAACGAUAUAUAAUGCCCGCUACACAAGCAGGGAGCACAGUCCUUGUUACUGGUGCAAAUGGUUUCGUCGCGAUGUGGGUGGUACGCAAACUUCUGGAAGAGGGAUAUCAUGUUCGUGGAACAAUUCGCUCAGCGUCCAAAGGAGACUAUAUGCGCAAAGUCUUCGAGGACCUUGGUGACAAGUUGGAACUAGUCGUUGUCCCAGAUAUCGAGAAGGAAGGGGCAUUCGAUGAAGCUGUCAAAGGAGUUGAUGCAGUUGUACAUAUGGCAUCUCCUUACCAUUUCGGCGCAGUAGAUCCAGCGGAGUUGAUUGAUCCAGCAAUCAGAGGCACGCUUAGUAUUUUGCAAAGUGCACUGAAAUAUGGCACGAACAUUCGCCGGAUCGUUAUCACAACUUCUACAGCAGCGAUGGUGCGACCUACGAAUACGCCCAUCGUAUUCACUGAGGAUGAUUGGAACGACGCGUCCAUUCAAGAAGUAAAGGAAAAGAGCCGCGAUGCUCCUGGUUACAUCAAAUAUUUUGCUUCCAAAACUCUCGCCGAGCGAGCUGCCUUUGAUUUUGUCGAAAAGAACAAGGAGUCGAUAGGAUGGGACUUGGUCACCAUUGCUCCACCCUACAUUUUCGGGCCUAUGAUCAACGAACUGUCAAGUCCUUCCUCAGCCAAUGCUUCCUUAGCGGAGUGGUACCAGGCCAUACUAGAGUCGGCUAAAAGCCCUGAGGAGCUUAAGACCUCCGGAAACGCAUGGGCGGACGUUCGAGACAUUGCGCUCGCUCACGUCAGGGCUAUACAACAACCUGAGGCGGAAGGUAGGAUAACAGUUAGUGCAGAUUCGUUCAAUUGGCAUGACUGGGUGGAUGUUGUGCACUCAUUGAACCCCUCGCCAUAUCCUCCUAACUCCUAUGUUCAAAGUGAUCCUUCAUAUGAUCCUAAGACCGCUGUCCGUCUACUCAACUUCGAUACUACGAAGGCUAGGAGAGUCUUGGGUAUCGACAAGUAUAUUAGUAUGGAGCAAUCGGCGCGAGAUAUGCUUGAAGACUUCAGGAGUAGGGGUUGGUAGGACGUGUACGCUUAUAUUUUCGUAUCCCUCUUAAAUUAGACUGCUUUCAUGCUUAUGUCUAUCAGGGUGAUUCAUAGCUGAAAAGGGAUUCCGUAAAGGUGAGGUAGUUCAUUUGCACCUUUUGUGAGGGUCCACACGUCGACAAUAUCAUGGUACCAGCAACGCCCAAGUUAUCUAUCACCCUAAUUGCGUCCAGGGAAGGUGGGGUGAACAAGCCUUCGCACAUUGAACGGUUCUUUCAUUAUCGUUGGCACGUAGCAGCAUUCAUUCUCAUCAGAACUACCAUAUACUCAUGAGAAAGCUCAAUAAUAGUCUGGUGGACGGCGGUUUCCAUCGGAAUCACGUAUUCAUAGGCGAUACAGUGGUUGGUUUGACCUGAUCAAGACUAGAAAUGCUCCAGGUUUCACGAAGUACAGUAUCAUUGCGAGUACAUCUACAUAGGACAAAUGCAUGCUAAACACAAACCUGGAUCACGGGCAAGGAUCGUAGCAGAUGAUUUCAAACGACCCCUUGGCAAAAAUGCAACCUUCUUUCUCCUACUGACUGCACUGAGCCGAUGGCGUGAAGGGGAAGCUCGACAGCUUACGGCACUGGCAAGCAUGCCAGUUGGAUAAACGUCAGUGUAGAAUAAUACAUACUUAGCGGGCUCGCUACACCAUAUGAGCCGUAU
Molecule: messenger RNA, 2218 nt
Organism: Somion occarium
Lineage: Eukaryota; Fungi; Basidiomycota; Agaricomycetes; Polyporales; Cerrenaceae
Source: the annotation of a GenBank genome assembly